Baudoinia panamericana UAMH 10762 is the source of this 711-nucleotide messenger RNA. RefSeq lists its product as uncharacterized. The record is from RefSeq and is a predicted model, not a curated record. The transcript has a single exon. Lineage: Eukaryota; Fungi; Ascomycota; Dothideomycetes; Mycosphaerellales; Teratosphaeriaceae. Gene Ontology annotation, cellular component: lipid droplet; ascospore wall; prospore membrane. The annotation marks the transcript as partial.
UACCCUGUUAAAGGACUUUGGUAUUGUGUUACUCAUCGAUACUUAUGGCCACUGUUCAAGAGUCGCCUGUUGCCGCUGACGCUGCUCUCGAUAUGCGUUCUGGUGCUCCUCUUCUUGACAGCAUAUCUACCUGUGGUCGCAUUCCUGGCCCUCUUCCACUACCAAGGAUCUGCUUGGUUCAAUGCCACUGUCUUCAUUCUGGGCAUCGGCGCGCUACUGAUCUCGCUACUGUUCGAAGCGCUUUUUGUAGACAAGACUCAAGUCGACGUCUUUGAUGCCGUCAUGGUUGCGGAAGGCUACGAGCACUUGGUCAAGAACCGAAGACCAGUUGGCGAGGACAUUGAUGAAAGCGAUCCGGUGAAAAGGCUCGGGCCUCGCGACAAGGGCGCCACCUUCGCGCCCUUUUCGCUACGCCAAGUCAUCGAGCUGAUAGUACUACUGCCGCUCAACUUCGUGCCGUUCGCUGGCGUGCCUUUGUUCCUGCUUCUUACUGGCUACAGAGCCGGGCCGCUGCUCAAUUGGAGGUACUUCGCGCUGAAAGGCUUCACGAAGAAGCAACGAAAUGACUUCAUCCGAACGAAGAAGCGACGCUGGGAGUACAUGUGGUUUGGCACGGUCUACAUGGUUCUACAGCUUAUCCCAGGUCCGAGUAUGCUGUUCCUGCUCACCUCAUCGGCAGGCAGUGCGCUCUGGUCCGUACAUAUUGAGCAG